UUCCAGAAUAACUCAUUAAGCGAUCAUGUCGAACCGUUUCGGCUUCCACACUAACCAUUUCGGGAUAUCAGAGGAAGAACUUGAGUAUGAUGAAAACGACCCUUCAUGGUUCAUCACGUCACCAGGUGCAAAUGUCCUCCAUGGAAGGUAUGAGUCGGCAAAACCAUUUAUUGAAAAAAUGCAACGUCAACAUCGAACAUUUCUGGAGGAAAAGUUAGAAAAACGAAGAGAACUCCGUCAAGCGAUACGUGAAAAAGUUUCACGUGACUUUGAUGAAAAGUUGGAACAGCAUAUGGCAAAGUUUCAGCCAAAGCCUAGGGAACGACUAGUAUUAGAGUUAUUUCUUUCGCAGCAGAAGAAGGAGCUAGAAGAAUCAUUUAGGGAAAGAUUAAGCAAAAAUCAUGCUCUUGAAUCAGAAUCCGUUCUUGGUCCAUUAACAAAUGUCAGUACAAUAUCACAUCUUCCUAUAUCUAAACCUGCAACACUAGCAGAAUCGACGUUCAUUACAUCAAAAUCUCAGCCGGUAACAGAAGCUUCUGCCUCGGUCUCUUUGACAAGAUCAGUAAUUACCAUCGAUAAACCAGCAUCGAACAUAUCCUCAACGUCAUCUUCGGUGAUCGUUGCCAGCCUGACACCACCUAUCAGUACAGUCCCAUCCACUGUUGAUCAAAUAACUCCAAAGAUUACUGCAUCUUUUUCUGCGCAGGUUACUUCGACAUCAUCUUCACCAUCAUCCGCAACACCAAAAAUUCAGCAGCAGUCUGAUCUUUCCCCUGCAUUUGCUUUUCGUCCACAAAAAACUGACACACUUACUUCUGUUUCCUCAUCAGAAACAUUGAGAGGUGGCCAUGCAGCGCUUAUGAGAACGGACUCCGUUUCUUCAUGCAGAUCGUCAGCUUCAAGGAGUACUUCAUGGCCUUUACAACAGAUUGUAGAAGAGCAACAGCCUCUGUCAAACGAAGCAAGUUUCACUGUUGCGGCUGCACGAAAUGAAUCGACAGCCCAAUCUUUGUCAAAAGUUGAAUCUCUAACUGUAAGCAGCGGAAAAUCGAAUGAUUCAAACAUUAAAACUACCAGUCACUGUCAUCGAAUUUAUGGCCAUGAAAUAGCUUUCGCAAGAACGUUCAUGGCAAAUAUAGCAAAUAUAUCUGAUUCCGUCAAAAAUGAACUUAAAUGUACGAUAAAGGAAAAGAUUUCGAUAUCAACAAAGAAAUUUGCUAAGCAAAGUGAUGUUGCUCAGAUUGUUCGUUUCUUUACCAGUUUACUGAAUGGUUUAACAGUUUAUGGAUUUAACGAUAAAAUGAUCAACUUAAAAGAUGACGAACUGGCUCGGCAUUGGGCUAUGGCUCAUGUCAUUGAUACAUAUCUGGAUCUUGUUCCACAGGAUAUAAGUCUCUUAAAAGUAGUGGCUGCUAUUCUGUCAUCGCUGGCUUUGUCAUCAGUCACUUUUUCGAAAUUGCUGUAUGGCAAAUUGUUUAUUGCAUCGCCGCUUUUGGCAGUUAAUCAUGAUGAAUGCUUAAAGUGCAUUCUGAAUUUUAAAAAGCGUUCAGAGAGAUUCGCUGAAACGAUAGUAGCAUGGCGCAGUCGUGAAAUUGCCAUCAUAAAUUUAUUUAUUGCUUUGAAAAUGUCGAAUGCAAGUGCUGGUCUCCAAACGACACCGGUAAAUAAUGGUUUAGGAAUGAUGUGGAAAAUAAUCGCUUUAACAGCUUCAGACGAUUCAGUCUUCGGUGCUACAUUGAUUACAGAAAUAUUAAAGCAGCACUGGAAUGUGAUGCAUGCAACCUAUGGUAGACAAAUGGAAAAGCUGGUAAUUCUAAUUGACAGGUCGGUUCUGCCGCACUGGAAAGCUUCACUUCGAAAAAUUGCACCGGACAAUUCGGAAAUGAAUGAGACAAUCCAGAGUGUUACGGAAAACUAUUUAACAGCAUUAAAAUUUACGGUUGAUGAUUGUUUGUCAUCAUUCCGUUCAUAA
Messenger RNA from Loa loa (African eye worm), 1972 nucleotides. RefSeq lists its product as hypothetical. The transcript is spliced from 9 exons. Gene Ontology annotation, cellular component: nuclear pore. NCBI's taxonomy places the organism in Eukaryota, Metazoa, Nematoda, Chromadorea, Rhabditida, Onchocercidae. The coding region runs from base 26 to 1972 and encodes 648 amino acids. The record is from RefSeq and is a predicted model, not a curated record. Gene Ontology annotation, biological process: poly(A)+ mRNA export from nucleus.